UGCCUACACAUCUUUGUUGAUUCUUUAUAAAUAAGGCCUGCAACUUUGGUUGCAGACACUCUUGCUCUUAUCUCUUUUUUUUUCCUUUCUGAAAACAUUUCUGCUUAGAAUCACACACACACACACACACACACACACACAUCAGUGUCUUUUAGUGUUUGCCAAAGGCUUAACAUACUUCAAAUGCAGAAACAGAUUUUUCAGCCCUUGAUCUCCUGCAAGAAUAUCAUCAUGUCUUUACAGCUGAAAUCUGCCUGAAAUUAUCUGGAAAAGAAAAGUGUUUUGUCUACAACUUUGGUGAUUAAGGGAGAAUAAUGGGGGAUAAUACAUUGGAUUGGGCUAGUUUACUUGCUGGAUUACCAGACUCUGAUGAAUUGAUGUCACUGUUAGUGAAUGAUGUCAUAGUUGAGAAACCAGAAGAUGAACAGCCGCAAGAAGGCAGCAAAUUCCUAGUGCAACCUACAACAGUGAUACCACAGCAGCAGGACAUUCAUAAUGUCGCGACAGAUGUUGAAACUGGUUCUUCUUCUUGUCGUCUAAAUGAUCAGAAUAAGAUUAUCAGAAAUGGAGGGUGUUUAAUUAAUCCAUUAGGGUUCCCAUAUAGGUGUCGAAUGCAGGUUUUGGCUGCAGAUGCACCAUCAGGAAGUGGAGAGUUGCUCGUAAUGAAUGAUUUACCUGUUUACAAGAGAGGGAGGAACAAUAUACAAGAAGCCAUUGAAGAGGCUGAGCAAAAGAAGAGGAAGAAUAAGAUCAAAAACAGAAUUUCAGCUGAAAAAUCUCGAGCCAAGUCUAAGGAGCAUACAAGAUUUCUGGAAGAAAAAGUGGAGCAAUUGAGAAAUGAGAAUGCACAUUUAAAGAAAUUACUUUCCCUGGAAGCUGCAUCAACUGAGAGACUCCCAGAGGAAAGAGGAGAUCUAUGGGAAAAGGCAAAACGGUGUUUAGAAUUGAAAGAACUGCAAACCUAUAUAGGAGCUAUAUAUGGAGACUAAUGAGGAGGUUUAAGCUGACCAAGAUCAAUAGUGGUGGGACCGAAUAACAGUAUGGGAUGGCAUGGUUUCCUUUUAAAUACAUUAUAGGAUCUUCAUUCUACAUCAAAUAUAUAAAGAAAAGCUUUUUGUUUGCCUUUAUUCGACAUGGUUUUCAAAAUAAAGAUAAUUAGAUUUGCAGUGAGCUAGAAGUAUAUCACACUACUGCAAAGUUUUUGAUAAUUUAUAUGUUAUUAUUGCCUGCAAAAGAACAUG
Molecule: messenger RNA, 1241 nt
Organism: Gossypium raimondii (Peruvian cotton)
Lineage: Eukaryota; Viridiplantae; Streptophyta; Magnoliopsida; Malvales; Malvaceae
Exons: 5
Coding region: 315-989 (224 amino acids)
Biological process (GO): positive regulation of DNA-templated transcription
Cellular component (GO): nucleus
Molecular function (GO): DNA-binding transcription factor activity
Source: RefSeq, a predicted model, not a curated record